Lactuca sativa (garden lettuce) is the source of this 840-nucleotide messenger RNA. RefSeq names its product receptor-like protein kinase FERONIA. Gene Ontology annotation, cellular component: plasma membrane; plasmodesma. Gene Ontology annotation, molecular function: ATP binding; transmembrane receptor protein tyrosine kinase activity. The record is from RefSeq and is a predicted model, not a curated record. NCBI's taxonomy places the organism in Eukaryota, Viridiplantae, Streptophyta, Magnoliopsida, Asterales, Asteraceae. Gene Ontology annotation, biological process: protein autophosphorylation.
UACAACCCUUUUGAUGAUAUAUUUAGAAGUAGUAACCAGAAUCUGGUCCUAGUACACAUCUAUAAUUAUGUUUACCAGUCAUGAGGUUGAGUCCUCCUCAACCUUAGAAUUGCCAGAACCAUGUCGCCAGCUUACCUUUCCAGAGAUUCAAACGAGCAACCCAAAACUUCGAUGAGUCAUUGGUGAUCGGCCAUGGUGGCUUUUGGAAAAGUUUAUAGAGGAACCAUCAUUAGUGAGGCAAGGAUUUUGAUUGUUGCCAUCAAGAGGUUGGAUUCAACUUCUAACCAAGGCGUAGUAGAGUUUUGGGCAGAAGUUGAGAUGGUUUCUAUGUUAAGGCACUGUCACUUGGUGUCUUUGAUUGGUUAUUGCAAUGAUGGGACCGAAAGAAUCCUUGUUUAUGAUUAUAUGCCCCAUGGAACCCUUGAAGAUCAUCUCCACAAACUUCAAACUCCUCUACCUUGGAUGCUACGACUCAAUAUAUGCAUAGGGGCAGCUCGUGGGUUAAAUUAUCUUCACACGGGUACAGGAAUUAAGCAUGGAGUUAUACACCGUGAUGUGAAAAGCUCAAAUAUAUUGUUACGUAAAACAUGGGUAGCUAAGAUUUCUGACUUUGGAUUGUCCAAGAUAGGUCCAACAAAUCAGCAGUCCACACACGUAAGCACUGUUGUGAAAGGAACAUUCGGAUAUCUAGAUCCAGAUUACUUCUCAACUGGUAGGUUGACAAGAAAAUCCGAUGUGUAUGCGUUUGGUGUAGUAAUGUUUGAAGUACUUUGUGGGAAACGAACAACGGAUAGAACUCUUGAUGAGGAUCACUGGGGUUUAGCAAGAUUGAAUUUGUGA